AUGCGCAGAUUUUCUUCUGUAUUCAAGAAGAAGGAGGAGUCCAAGGCCAAGGAGAAUGGCCAUAUCAGCGAAAAGGUCAAUGGAAAGCGACAGUCCAAGGCCGUCUCGACUUCUCAACCACCUGCUGAACCGGAAGACCACAGCAAAGCCCGACACGAAGUCUCUGCGAUCUUUGAGAGAUACGCCCAAGUGAUUCACGCAUCCCGACAACCAUUGCCUACUCAAAGCGGCGAUGGCACCUACCUGGAACAUGGCCAUGAUCACUCUAGCAGCUUAUUUUCCGAUCUCCGAUCAUUGGGGUUUAAAGACUAUGGCACCCUUGUCGAAGUUAUGAAAAACAAGGCCUCUGGCAGCUAUGUAGAUGACAAGACCAUGUUGAUGGAACGAAUUAUCCAGCUCGUCAGCGGGCUUCCGUCUAAUUCUGAGAGGAGGACUGAGCUCACAAAUGCGUUUCUUGACGAGCUUUGGGACUCCCUUCCACACCCACCUCUCUCAUUCGUCGGACCCAAGUUCGAAUACCGAUCCGCCGAUGGAUCCUGGAACAACCCAACAAUUCCAUGGCUGGGUGCUGCCAACACUGAAUACUCCCGCUCAAUUCCGCCAUUGACUAUCCAACCAAGCGGCCUUCCAGAUGCAGGUCUUGUCUUCGACAGUAUUAUGGCCCGAGAGAAAUUCACACCACACCCUAACAAGGUUUCGAGUGUUUUCUUUGCCUGGGCCUCGCUCAUCAUUCAUGAUAUUUUCCAGACGGAUUACAGAAACCCUCACAUCUCUCAGACGUCCUCCUACCUAGAUUUGUCCAUUCUUUACGGCGACAACCAAGAUGACCAAAACCAGAUGCGUACUUUCAAGGAUGGAAAGAUCAAGCCUGAUUCCUUCUCGGAGCCCCGUCUCCAGGCAUUCCCUGCCAUGUGUAAUGUCCUCAUGGUCAUGUUGAACAGAUUCCACAACAACGUCGUCGAGCAGAUCGCACAAAUCAACGAGAACGGCAGAUUCAACAAACCUCGCCCUGGUCUCUCUCCCGAGCAGACUGAGGCGGCAUGGAAGAAAUACGACGAGGAUCUUUUCCAGACCGGUCGAUUGAUUACUUGCGGCUUGUACAUUAACAUCACUUUGUACGAUUACUUGCGCACAAUUGUCAACCUUAAUAGGACCAACAGCACAUGGUGCUUGGAUCCCCGCGCCAGAAUGCAAGGCACUCAUACCACUCCAUCUGGUCUUGGAAACCAGUGUUCGGUGGAAUUCAACCUUGCUUAUCGCUGGCACUCGGCUACCAGCUAUAAUGACGAGAAAUGGACCGAGGAGGUUUACAGGGACUUGUUCGGCAAACCAGCUGAAGAAAUUUCUAUGCCCGAACUCCUUAUGGGUCUUCACAAAUACGAACAGAGCAUUGACAAGGAUCCGUCGAAGCGUACUUUCGCUAACCUCCAACGUCAAGCCGACGGAACUUUCAAGGACGAUGACCUGGUUAAGAUUAUGACCAGUGCCGUCGAGGAUGUAGCCGGGUCCUUCGGCGCUCGUAAUGUUCCCAAGGUCAUGCGAUCUAUUGAAAUUCUCGGUAUUGAGCAAGCCCGUAAAUGGAAUGUUGGCUCUUUGAACGAGUUCCGCAAGUUCUUCAACUUGAAACCAUAUGAGACCUUUGAGGAAAUCAACUCUGAUCCAUACGUUGCUGAUCAGCUUCGCCAUCUUUAUGAACACCCUGACUAUGUUGAACUCUAUCCAGGUAUCGUUGCCGAGGAGGCUAAGGCACCUAUGGUUCCUGGUGUUGGUAUCGCUCCUACCUAUACCAUCUCCCGUGCCGUGUUGUCCGAUGCUGUUGCCCUCGUCCGUGGAGACCGUUUCUAUACUACCGAUCAAACCCCACGAAACCUCACAAACUGGGGUUGGCAGGAAAGUGGCCACGACUUGAACAUCAACCAGGGUUGUGUGUUCUACAAGCUUGCAUUCCGUGCAUUCCCCAAUCACUUCAAGCCGGACUCGAUCUAUGCACACUACCCAAUGACCAUUCCAGAGGAGAAUAAGGUCAUCAUGAAGGAUUUGGGACGUGAAGAUGACUACAGCUGGGACCAACCAACUUUCAACGCUCCUCGUGUUGAAUUAAAGACAUACCAAGCUGCCCAGACCGUACUCAACGAUACUCGCAACUUCCGCGUUACUUGGGGUGAUGCCAGUGCUUGGGUGUUUGGUGAGAAGACAGGUUUCGACUACAUGCUCUCUGGUGACACACCUUUCCACGGCCAGCAACGCGAACUCCUCGAGAGGUCGCUAUACCAAGAAGGAUGGGACUCUCGUCUCAAGGAAUUCUAUGAACAAAUUACCCUACAGUUGCUUCACGACAAGUCUUACACACUUGCAGGUACAAAGCAAGUUGAUCUCACUCGGGAUGUUGGAAAUCUUGCCACUGUCCACUUUGCAGCACACCUUUUUGGACUCCCAUUGAAGACCAAGGGUAACCCACGAGGAAUCUUCACCGAGCACGAGCUAUACAUGGCCAACGCCGUCAUCUUCCAAGCUGUUUUCUUCGACUACGAUUUGAUGCGUUCUUACCCUCUGCGUCAGGCUGCUCGUGCCGUUGCUAAGAAGAUUGGAGAGAUGGUUGAACUCAAUGUCAAGUCCAUUGGUUCGAACGGCAUCAUUUCUCACUUCAUCGAUGGCUUGCGUAAGCAAGACAACCCCUUGUCCGACUAUGGUGAGAACUUGGUGAAGAAGUUGCUCGACAGUGGUCUCAAUGCGCAUGAAGUCACUUGGACUCAGAUUCUCCCAGCUGUUGUAUCUAUGGUGCCCAAGUUAGGUCAAGUAUUCACUCAAAUUAUCGACUUCUACCUGUCCGAUGCAGGAAAAGCCUACUUGCCCGAGAUCAACCGCUUGACCAAGUUGAACACACCCGAAUCCGAUCAAGCCCUCACUCACUACGUCCUCGAAGCUAUCCGCCUCAACGGAACAUACGGUGCCUACCGCGAAGCUCAGCGAGACGUCACCGUCAACGAUGGCGGUAACGAGAUCCAGGUCAACAAGGGAGCCAAGGUGUUUGUGAGCUUCAUUAGCGCCUCGCGCGACCCAGCCGCCUUCCCUGAACCUGAGAAGGUUGUGCUUGAUCGUCCUGUGGAGUCGUAUGUCCACUACGGCAUUGGACCACACUCCUGCCUCGGCCAGGAUGCUAGUCUUAUCGCUCUGACCUCCAUGCUGCGCGUUGUUGGUCGCUUGGAAAACCUCCGUCGUGCUCGUGGUACCCAGGGUCUGUUGAAGAAGAUUCCUCGUGAAGGUGGUUCUUACCACUACCUCAGAGAAGAUGGUGGUAGCUUCACUCCUUUCCCAGCCACUUUCAAAGUCGAAUGGGACAGCGAGCUCCCCCCGUUGAAGAACCGUGGAACCUGGUAA
This is a messenger RNA of Talaromyces marneffei, 3378 nucleotides long. RefSeq lists its product as uncharacterized. The record is from RefSeq and is a predicted model, not a curated record. Gene Ontology annotation, molecular function: heme binding; peroxidase activity; monooxygenase activity. The coding region runs from base 1 to 3378 and encodes 1125 amino acids. Gene Ontology annotation, biological process: response to oxidative stress. The transcript is spliced from 10 exons. NCBI's taxonomy places the organism in Eukaryota, Fungi, Ascomycota, Eurotiomycetes, Eurotiales, Trichocomaceae.